Messenger RNA from Chironomus riparius, 927 nucleotides. NCBI's taxonomy places the organism in Eukaryota, Metazoa, Arthropoda, Insecta, Diptera, Chironomidae. The record is from the annotation of a GenBank genome assembly.
UAAAAUUCCAAGCGACUAAGCUUCAUAAUCAAGUGCUGAAAUUUAAAUCUCGAUUUGAUAAUAAUGGAAGAAAGCAUGAAGCGAUGGGAAGGUAAAGUUGCUGUUGUCACAGGAGCCUCACAAGGGAUCGGUGCCUCAGUUGCUGUAACUUUAGCAAAGUAUGGAAUGAUUGUCUGUGCAUUAGCUAAAAGGAAGGAUAAAAUCGAGGCAUUGCGUGUUGGAUUAAUAAAAAUUAAGGGACAACUUAAUGCUGUCGAAUGUGACAUUGCCAACGAGCAAUCAGUUCAAAGUGCAUUCACGUGGGUCGAAAAAACUUUCGGUGGAGUUGACUUGUUGAUUAAUAACGGUGGAGUCUAUACUAAAGCUCUCUUCACUGACGAGAACAAUUCACGAGAGUUAAAGAACAUCAUUGACAAUGAAAUUUUAGGAAACAUCUUGUGCACGCGUCAGGCAGUCAAGUCAAUGAAAACUCGUGAUGUCAAUGGACAUAUCGUUAACAUUAAUUCAAUUUUUGGACAUAAGGUCAAUCAAGCUGUGCCAGGAAAUAAGCCAAUGAAUUCCCUUUAUCCACCAGCUAAGCAUGCAAUCUCUGCCGUGACUGAAUGCAUUCGUCAGGAACUUCUGUAUUUGCAGACUCAAAUUAAGAUCACUGUAAGUAACCGCUCAUGCUAUGUCUUUAAUGUCAUUUAUUAAUCUAAUUUUACAGUCAAUUAGCCCUGGAUUGUGCGAACAAGACAUUAUUACUAGCUGUACAGACAAUGAACUUGUAGGUUUGAUGCCAAAAAUGAAGCCAGAUGAUGUUGCAAAUUCAGUUAUUUACUGCAUAACUUUACCAGAUUCAAUUAAUGUUCACGAAUUGGUAUUAAAACCAAUCGGAGAAUUCGUUUAGAUUUAUGCUGAACAAAAUUUCUAUCUAGUAAAUUUUAA